AUGGAGGAAUCAACGACCAGGAUAAACCACGGCCACAAAGCCACUGACGAAGUUACAGACGCUCCCAAAGGAUUGAUAGCAUCAGAUAGAUCCUUUCCGGUGCACGGUCGCAUGUUCAGUGAGAUGGUAUUGCCAAUUCCAAUAGGGCCUGGGAACAAGCCGGACUUGGUUGAGUGUACUUGUCUUGUCGUCCUGUGCUCCAUGUUAUCAGCAAGACCUGGUCGAAGGCGGCAACAAUCCCGACAUGCAGCGGCUGACAUCAGGAGGGUCGUGGUCAAACCGGACAGGGUGUGCCCACACCGGGCAAGGGAAGACCGGACGGACAAACCCACCCUUGAUUCACGGCAAAUUGAGUAA
Molecule: messenger RNA, 357 nt
Organism: Pochonia chlamydosporia 170
Lineage: Eukaryota; Fungi; Ascomycota; Sordariomycetes; Hypocreales; Clavicipitaceae
Exons: 1
Coding region: 1-357 (118 amino acids)
Source: RefSeq, a predicted model, not a curated record